UUCUCUCUGUAGAUACCAUCAAUUUCCCAAUAAAUAGAAUAAAAUUUGCUUCUCUUUUAACAUCAAUCUUUUCAGCUUCCAAGCGGGAAUAAUUCUCACCAACACUCUAGCAGAGAAAAUACUAUAAAGUUGUCGCAUGUCAAAUUCAGAGCCUGCUACUAUAAACGGAGCAAUAAUGGAGCCCCAGAGAAAACAGGCGCCCACCAACGGUUCCCUCGCCGUCAAGAAGCCUCCUUCAAAGGACCGCCACAGCAAAGUCGACGGUCGUGGCCGAAGAAUCAGGAUGCCCAUCAUUUGUGCCGCUCGUGUUUUCCAGUUGACUAGCGAGUUGGGUCACAAGUCUGACGGUCAGACCAUUGAGUGGCUGUUGCGCCAAGCUGAACCUUCCAUAAUUGCCGCCACGGGCACGGGCACGAUUCCAGCCAGCUUCUCCACCGUGUCGGUUCCCGUCAGCGGAGGGGCUAAUUCUACUUCUCUUUCGUCGACGACUUCUUCUUCGUCCUUGGAUCAUAAACCUUUACUGAGUCCCACCCCUUUUCUACUCGGGAAACGUGUCAGGUCUGACGGUGAUAACGCUGCGAAGGCCGAGCCCGGAGGUGUCACGGUGGGACCGGGUCUCGGGUCUAUCGUGGGGGCCGCAGGCGCACACACGGGUGCGUUCUGGGCUGUUCUAGCGAGGCUUGAUUUUGGUCAAAUAUGGAGCUUUGCGCCUCAGCAUCAUCAGGAGAUGGUGGUACAGACGGCCGCUCAGCAACCAGCUGCAGCUGCGUUUUUUGUUCAGCAACAGCAAGCGAUUGGUGAAGCGUCGGCGGCUAGGGUUGGCAAUUAUCUUUCCGGCCAUCUGAAUUUGUUAGCCUCAUUGUCCGGUGCACCGGGAGGUACUGGUCAAAGAGACGAUGAUCCUCGUUGAAUUUGGUGGACCAUUUUACUCUUGUUGCUGGGAGUAUAUAUAUUUACAUGAAUGCAUAGAUUCUAUAAAUAUCUGUAUAUCUUGUAGUUUUCAUGUGUGCGGACGUGGAAGGACAUUUUUAGUUGGAAUUUUAGGGUCAGGGAAUUAGGGUUUUUAGUUGACAAUUUGGGAGUUUGAAGCGUGACUGAUGAAUGGUUCUAAUUAGGAUUUUUUCUUAGCACUUAUAUUUGAUGAUUAAUUAGGGUCUUAGAGCGUUCACAAAUUGUUUAGGAUUUUGAAGGUUUAUGUUGGAGGAGAAGAGGGAAUCAGGAAUUGGAGCUUUCAUGAGUGAGAUAUUUGGGGGAUUUAUCCUGUUAUUAAUCGGGUUUGCUUAUUGCUCUUUGAUUUUGGGCUAGUAUUUGCUGAUUUGUUUUCUGCAAUGAAGAGACUUCAAGCCUGGAUUCAGAGAAUUCUUACUUUUCCACAUUGCAAAGAACUUCCAUAGUUUUGAUGUAUGAAUGAUGAAGGAGCAAACCGAAGAAUCUUAGCUGUGAAUUGUACUUGAUUUAGAGAAUAUUGGGGUAUUAUUCGGUUAACCUAAAUUGGGUGACUGGAUGCUGAAACCCAAGAUUUGCUAGGAUGAUACUAUGCUUGGCUUGAUGCUGUGGAUAUAUGGUCUCCCUAAAUUUGAGAAAGUUCCCUUACUAUUAGUUUCUUUGCUGCUACCUGGCGUUUCUUAGCAUCGAAAAUUAUGGUUCUCAAGUGCAUAGCACAUGAUAUUAGCUCGUAAUAUGCCGGGACAUGGGUUGAUCUGGCCCUCUCUCUUCUGCUUUCAGUGAGUGUGUGUGAUUGCAUGAUCUCAAAGGAGACUGCCGUGUGAAAGAUUUGGUUCAUUUCUGUAAGAAUGUUAUUUUGUAAAAAACUUUUAGAUGUAUUCUUAGCCAUUUCUUAGAUUUAUCUGCGUGCAAAUAAUGUGUUCCUCAUGUAUUGUUUUUCACAAAUUUAGUUUCUUCUGCACAUUAUUGUUAUUAUUACUGUCUACUUCUCUAUGUAAGAAGGAUCUUUGUUUUGCUACUCAUUAUUUGGGCGAUUCAAUGUAUGUUUGUGUUUGAUUUAC
Messenger RNA from Hibiscus syriacus, 2006 nucleotides. Its product is annotated as transcription factor TCP21-like. The record is from RefSeq and is a predicted model, not a curated record. Gene Ontology annotation, biological process: regulation of circadian rhythm. Gene Ontology annotation, molecular function: DNA-binding transcription factor activity; sequence-specific DNA binding. Lineage: Eukaryota; Viridiplantae; Streptophyta; Magnoliopsida; Malvales; Malvaceae. The transcript has a single exon. Gene Ontology annotation, cellular component: nucleus. Bases 137 to 910 code for a protein of 257 amino acids.